Messenger RNA from Hemicordylus capensis (graceful crag lizard), 4339 nucleotides. RefSeq names its product pleckstrin homology and FYVE domain containing 2 (gene PLEKHF2). The record is from RefSeq and is a predicted model, not a curated record. Lineage: Eukaryota; Metazoa; Chordata; Lepidosauria; Squamata; Cordylidae. The coding region runs from base 418 to 1167 and encodes 249 amino acids. Gene Ontology annotation, molecular function: phosphatidylinositol binding; metal ion binding. The transcript has 2 exons.
CAGUGCUCAGGGGCCGCCAUCCGUGAACGUCUCUUCCCCCGAGCCGCCGCCGCCUCCCUCCCCCUGUUGCUCCGGAGGAAAGGCUUUCCCCCUGGCGCUUGGCGCAAAUGCCCGGCCGGCGGUGCUCCCUUCUCUCUUGCGUGCCUGGAAGGCGGCCGCGGACUCGGUCGUGUUCAGACGACUUGGCGUGGAUUUGGGACAGUUGGCCGGGGCGGGGGCAGCCGAGGAGGACGCGGCCUUCCUCUAUCCUUGACAGGAGUGACGGAGCGGGGCUGCUUACCCUCGGCUGCCCCCCGGAACAGUCCUCUCUUGCCCGGCGCCCUGUCUACGGGCGCCUCGUCCCAAGGCGGCUGGUGGGACUAACUUCGCGAAGUGUGUCCAGCGGGGUUCCCCACUCGAGCAGGAUACUAGUGAAAGAUGGUGGAUCGCUUGGCAAACAGUGAAGCAAAUACUAGGCGAAUAAGCAUAGUGGAAAAUUGCUUUGGAGCUGCGGGUCAGCCUCUGACUAUUCCUGGCCGUGUCCUGAUUGGUGAAGGAGUACUAACAAAGCUGUGUAGGAAAAAACCAAAAGCAAGGCAAUUCUUUUUAUUCAAUGAUAUUCUUGUGUAUGGUAACAUUGUCAUCCAGAAAAAGAAAUACAACAAACAACAUAUAAUUCCACUGGAAAAUGUAACUAUUGAGUCCAUCCAGGAUGAAGGAGAUCUGCGGAAUGGGUGGCUUAUCAAGACCCCAACUAAAUCUUUUGCAGUGUAUGCUGCCACUGCCACAGAAAAAUCUGAAUGGAUGAACCACAUAAAUAAAUGUGUUUCUGAUUUGCUUUCCAAAAGUGGGAAAACUCCCAGUAAUGAACAUGCAGCUGUCUGGGUACCUGAUUCCGAAGCCACUGUAUGCAUGCGCUGCCAGAAAGCAAAGUUUACUCCUGUUAAUCGUCGACACCACUGCCGGAAGUGUGGGUUUGUUGUAUGUGGGCCCUGUUCCGAAAAGAGGUUUCUUCUUCCCAGUCAGUCUUCUAAGCCUGUGCGAAUUUGCGACUUCUGCUACGACCUCCUUUCCACAGGGGAGAUGCCCACAUGCCAGCCCACAAGAUCAGACUCUUACAGUCAGUCACAGAAGCCUCCUUUAAAUGAUCUAUCGGAUGACGACGAUGACGACGACAGCAGUGACUAAGGAGUGAAAAAUAACGUCUUGAUGUUACAGUUAGCAUUUGAACCUGAGUUGCUGCGUGAGGAAACCUCUAGUUCCAGGCUUUGCUGAGAGGCCUACUCUAGCCAUAAAAUUUGCCUGAAAAACCUUCAACUCAUAUGUGCCUCAGUGUCUGAAUCUCCCAGAUAUCACAUUGUUACACCCUUUUCUGCAGGGAUAUAUUGUUGCAAAUAUAUCAUUUUCCAGCUUUGUAUACUUGAUUUGUGUAGGGAUGUGUGAUCUUUACCCCCCCCCCCCUUUGCACUAAUCUCCUGGUGGCAGGUUAGAAAGAACCAAGUAUCAAUUUCUUUCUUUUUUUCUACCAACAACCAAUCCUGCUUGUGUCUUAGUGAUAUUGUAUUGGUUAUUUUUAAUAUUCAGCGUGGGGAAUUAAACCUGCAUGAAACUGUGGUUUAUGGGUUAACUCCAUCCAAUUGAAUAGGACAACUAACCAGGCUUUGGAACUGAUAGUAAACUAUGACCAUUUGUAACAUAAAUGCAUACUUUAGUGUCAUUAACUUUUGGAAUUUUAUGCAAGAUUUCAUAUACCAAGCAGUGCCUUGUAAUGGCUGCACUGUUGCAGGAAGAAAAUAGCCCACUGUACCCUCUCUGCAGUUGUAUGUGACAGAAUGAGAAAUGGUUGGCGGUGUUGGCUGUAAUUGCUGUUGUAUAAUGAGGAUUUGAGUAGUAGGUGCCGCAGGUACUUCACUACAAUGUCUGUUGUCCAUCAAUGCCUUGCACAAAAUAGCUCCCUCUUAAUAUGAGGACAGAUUCAGCACUGUUGUAGAGCCCAGUUGAGGUGGUAUGAGCUCGGUAUGCAUAAAAUUGCAGGACUUGGGGGCCCUAAAUAAAUUAGGUCAUCUUCAAAUGGGUUUAAUAUCUUGCUACUUUCAAAAUUGUGUGAGAUAAUUACAUUGUUGUAGCUAUCGGGUAUUGGUAAUUGAGAACUGAAUUGUCUCAGAUCAUGGUAUUUCCUGUAAUUUCUUUGAUAUUUAUGAAAUUAUUUCCUCAGAUACUUCACUAACCCUUGUAAACUUUAGGAGUAGAUUUUUAUAUAAUUAGAACUUGUUUGAAAAGCACAACAAUAUGGGAAAAUGUCCCCACCAGCCAUCUGAAAAAAGUUGCAAAAAUUUCCAUCCUUUGUACACAGCUGACCUCAAAAUCAAAAUGAACUGCAGACAACUUCAUUUUAAAUAUCUAAACCCAGGACAGUGCAAAAAGUAUUUCCAAUAAAGUAUUUACUUUUUACUUUUAACAAGACAUUCUUUUCUAUGCUGGUGUCAUUUUUAGAGAAACAUCAGAUUUUGCUCUGUGAAGUUUUGUAAAACUCCAAUAUAUCUCUAUUUUUAUAUUACAAUAGUAUGUUUAAUGCAUUUAUGUAGAUACCCCCUGACAGAAUUGUGUGGGAAUGCAGUAACACCUGAGAUUUUCUAAAAAGUGUUGAAUAUUGUUUGUACAAAAAACCAUUAUACUAUCUAGGCAUUCGUUUUUGAAGUGACAGUUUCUGCACUGUUUGCCUCAUUGGGUUAUAUUUAUUGAAUAAACAAUCAGUUCUGCAACUUGCACUAGUCUCCCAGUCUGUAAUCUGGCUCCUGUAACACAGAUGUCAGUGUUGAGAAACAUGAGAUAUAGGGCACAAUUCCUUAGGUGUUACUGAGCAGCUUCCAUUCACUUUGGUGGGGCUUGCUUGGUAACAUGUUGGUGAUCACACAGCAGCAGUGCCACGUAGAUUAUGCCUUUUCAGAGUUAUGUUUUCCCAUUGAUAUCCAAAUACCUGGACAGUGCUAAGAGGGAGGUUAUUGGCUAACCCUGCAUUAAUUCAGGUGACAGUCCAGAGGGGCAUACAUGUCCCCAUAUUUUUCUGAGAAUCUCCCUCUAAGAAGGUGCCCCUACUAGCUAUCCCUAGUUGCUCCUUGCACUUCGAAGUUCAAAAGCACUUUAGGAAUUUUGCAAGAGAGCUUUAAGGAGAAAAUGGCACUUUUCUACAUCUAUAGUGUUGUGCUAGCAUAAUGCUAUCACGCUACCAUAAGAAUGCAGCAUAGUCAUACAAAGGAAGGAAGUCUGUUCCAGACCAGUUCUUGUGUUAAAAGUAGGUGUUUGCGCAACAUGUCAAUGUGUUAUGAAACCCUGUAGCACAACUUUGUGUCCCAGAGAUUGUCUUUCACUAGUGUUUGCACAGCAUCAUAGAGUACCACAGUUUUGUGCAGCUCUGCAUACAAUUUCUCUUGCUGUGCUAGCGCAACACUAGUUUGGAUGUCAGCCACUGGUUCCUCUGGGUCACAACCAACAUGUUUAGAUUGGGUCAAUCUUUCUAUGAUAUGCUAAAGCAAGGCUGUACAACGUCAGCCCUCCAGCUGUUGUUGGACUACAACUCCCAUCAUCGCUACCACAGUAGCCAAUAGUCAGAGAUGAUGAGAGUUGUAGUCCAACAUCUGCAGGGGGGUGGGGUCAAAGUUGUACAGCCCUGUGCUCAAGGAUACAUUUUGAUUUGCUUAGCAAUAGACAUAAAAGAUGGCAUUAAAACUAUAAACCACAAAAAUCCUCAAACCAGGUGAGCAAUAAUGUGUAGUUGGUGACUGGCUUGAAGAAGAGAAAUCCUAAGGCUGAAGUUCUGUGCAUGAUUACUUUGGAAGAAUGGAACUUUCUUCCAUGUAAACAUCCUUAGAAGUUGAUUGUGGAUGUAAUCUGUUUCUUCCACUUCAGAAAUAAUAUUCUUAUCCAUAACACCAGUAUGAACCAUAACAUACAUCUUGCUAUAAUUCACUCUCCUUAUUUUUAUCCUGUGUUGUGCAGAAGACUUUGCAUAGUAAAUAUUGAAUGUCCUACUUUUAUUUCCUUAAUUAUCUUUUUAUGUUGCACAAAUGCUUUAUCAGUACUUUCUGCCUUCAAGAAAAGUUAUCCUCCAUCUGUCAACAUGCUCUGCUUGCCUGUGUACCCUAACCCCAUCAUUAACUUUGAAUGAAAUUCAUGCUAUGCUGCAAUUGAUCCCUAAUGCUAUUACCAAAUUGACAUGUGUAGGAGAAAAAAUUAAUCCUAGAAAUAGGUGGUGAAAACAGGUUGCUACUUCUAUGGUCUGUUCAGAAUUGUAUUAUGUAAAACUUUUGUCGUGUGUUAGUCAAACUUUUAAAAGGGCUUAAUAAAUGGUUUUGUAAUUUUG